Oreochromis niloticus (Nile tilapia) is the source of this 2860-nucleotide messenger RNA. RefSeq lists its product as uncharacterized. The transcript has 5 exons. Lineage: Eukaryota; Metazoa; Chordata; Actinopteri; Cichliformes; Cichlidae. The record is from RefSeq and is a predicted model, not a curated record. Bases 459 to 1724 code for a protein of 421 amino acids.
GUAUCGACGUUUCUUGUUUUAGAAAAGGUAAAUCAAUAAUUUCUCACAGAGUUAAACCAAACAGUCUGCGCGCCUUCCUGUCAAGCAUCCAUCUGAAUCCAGGAAAGAGGAAUGGGGAACUGCCUCUCUUUAAAGUCUUGGUGCUUUCAUAAGUGUGUGCGUAUACUGCCUCUGUCAGACUGCUCGCUUUCUGCUGACACUCAGGACACACACCUAAGUGUACUCUAGGCGAGACAGAGAGGAGAGAGAGAGAGUGGAGCUUGCAGCAGCGAGGCAACUUGCAGCUGAGGGAGCGAGGAGAGGACACAUGAGGCCAGUCGCAGCUGGUCAGGCUGUGUGCAUGAAGCCUGCUUCUAUCUUACCGUGUAUGUUUAGAGGUGGCGAGAGAACGGCAGGCUGAUUUAAAAAAAGAGGGGAAAACGCGCCACACGUUAAAAAGCCUGAACUGCUCUCGCGGUAUGGACGGGUUACAGUCACAAAAUGCUGGAGUUGGUGGCAUCGCGGAAGACGCGGAGGAAAAGUAUCGCGCACUCGCCUAUGACACCGCUCUGAGCACUUUGGUGGCAGUGGCCCUGUAUGUCGUAAUAAAAGUGAGCCUGGACGGCUUCAGACAGUGGCGGGCCAAGAUCUCCGUGCUCGUGGUGGGUUCGGGACCCGUGGGACUGACGGCCGCGCUGGUUGCUGUCCGCUCCGGGAAGGUGCUGAAAUUGACCGUGCUGGACGAGAGGUACCGGACCGCCCUGCUCUCCCGGCCCCAGCAGAUCGCCCUGGAUCCCCGCAGUGUGAAGUUUCUGCUGGGACUCGGGGUGGACUUUGAUAACAUGGAGGGCUGUUGGCACAACGAUCAUUUCUUCACCAGAAUAGGCGUGUUUCAGGAGUACCUGCUGAGCAUCCUGGAGCAGAAGAAACAGAGGGUGGACGUCAAGGUGCAGCUGGGAACCAAGUUCACCGAGGAUUACUUGCGACAGAUUCCACACAAUAAUUGGCCACGUGUGAUUGUGGUAGCUGAUGGAUCUUGUGGCGACUCCUGCUCUGUGUUGGGGAUCAGCUCUGACUACACUGUGGAGUCCUGCCAUGCAUAUGGAGCUAAUGCAACUAUAGAGAGAUUAGACCAGAGACAGGUGCCCACUCCUGAGAUCCGCGCUCACAGCCUUUACUUUGACCUGUCUGCCUAUGGAGUGGAGGCCUUCAGAGAGCACAGAAACCAAACCACCAAGCCUGGCUUUCACUUGAAGAUCUAUGGCACUUUCAGAAACCGCUACAUGGCCCUUGUCUGCCCUGCCUCUGACACCAAGAUGGUUCGCUUUCUUAGGCAAACUGCACACUCCUCUAUCAUGAAGAACAUUUUCCAUCAAUCUUUCAAUGCUUAUAAGACAGACAUAGAGCCUCGUCUCAACGAUGUGACCCUCCAUCACAUGCAGUGCAGCCGUCGUCUCUUUGAGAUUCAGCUGUCGCACAGACGCAUCAGUGCUGCCUACAUAGAAGGGGACAAUGUGGCGGUCACUGUGGAGGGUGAGGCGGCACGUGUCCUUAAUUUUGACACAGGUUGUGGAGUGAAUCUAGGCAUGCGAGGCCUGGAGUCUAUGGGGACCUUCAUUUACCGGACAGCCACAGCUGUGGACCAGAAUGAUAUUCUUGAGGCACUGUCAGCUAAGAUGCUGCACUCUAGACAGGUGGCUGAAACCUUCAAGCAGACAGGUUUGGCUGAGUCAAUGUAUGAAUGAAAUAGCAGAAUGACUUAAUGAAUGCAUAUUGCCACCUAGUGGAAAGUGGUGGUGGAUUGUUUAGUGAGUGUUUGCAAUGAAUCAUGCAAAUCAUGCAAAAAAACAAAACAAAACAAAACAAAAAAAACCCACUGGGGUGCCUCUAUGGCCAAGUGACUGAGGCUGCAUACCACAUGGGUUCAUAUUUCCUGAGCAGUGAGUGUGGGGUUUGAUUCCUGGCUGGAAAGAUCCUUACUGCAUUUCAUGUCCCUGUUCUUUUUCUUCAUAUUUUUCAUUUGCUUUAAUGUCUUUCUUUCUGAUGUAAUCUGUGACAAGAAAAGAAAACCAAAAAAUAAAUAAUACUGCUAUUGGUUAAGUACCAAAUUUAGCUCUUUUGUUAUGUGGAGUGAAUGAAUCUAUUCAACACAGAACCUGAAAACAUUUGCAUAACUAGACUAAUAAUCCACUUUCUUUAAUUAGGUAAACAUUUGACUUGCUGUCCUAAAUCUAGCUGAUUGCAUUCUGUGACACACCAUGUGUUCCUAGAGAAAAACAGACAGAGCUUCAGCAUCAUGAGCUCGAACUGAUAUCCAGUACACGUGCAGAACAGCUGCUCUAAAGUGUUCUUAUCUUUUGUCUGCGCAUGUUUUUGUCUAAUGAUGUGGUGGUAAUUAUGGUGACGGUAUUAAGUGUUUCCUAGAGUGGCCCAUUUUUGUGUGCUGCCUUGUAAAUGAGAUUUUUUGGCAUAUUUUGAAUAUGUAACUGGAGUUUUCUAUUCUUUUCUUAAUAUUUUGAUUCAGGUAAUUUAAAGCAUUUCAGUGACAUGAACCUGUUAAAGUGCUAAUAAAGACUGUGACAAAGUAAUUUUUGAAAUUGAAGAUGUUUGCAUAAAACCUUUCCUUUUAAUUCUUUUUUUUUUUUUUUUAAAUAAAUGCAGUUCAAAAAUGCAAUAAAAACAACCACAAAUGUAGAGUAUAUCAGUCAAGGUCUAAAAUAUCCCAAAGCUAUACAAGCAAAUAUACAAAUACAAAUCAACAUUCAUCAUCUGUGUGUUAUUAUAUGCACCAAUAGUGUCUUGAUGAUUACUUGUUGUAAAUAAACUGGAUGUCAAAAUGUUUUCAAAGUAAACUGAAAUAAAAUAUGAGUGUGUAUUGUCA